This is a messenger RNA of Lactuca virosa, 606 nucleotides long. The record is from the annotation of a GenBank genome assembly. Lineage: Eukaryota; Viridiplantae; Streptophyta; Magnoliopsida; Asterales; Asteraceae.
AUGGCGUCGACGACCGCCGGUGUUCUCCUGUUCGCGGCCCUCAUCGGCGUUUUGGCAAUCUCCACCACCGCAAGACCUUGCAAAACCAUCUUCUUCAUCACUUCGUCAUCUCACUACCCCACCGACGAUCCUUUCCUCCCAAAACCUAAUUUCCAUAUUCUUCGAAACCCCAACAAUUCCCCACGUCUCACCUUCUUCGUCACCGAAAUCCGCGAAUUCCAUCGCACCAGAUCGCUUCCUCGCUCUGCAUCUGUUUUUGAUCGCUCUAUCGAAUCAUCAUCAUCCGAUGAUGUUGUCUCUUCAGUUCCGUAUUAUUCAGCAACGUCUACCUCUGUUAAAGCAUCGAUUCGUGAACGUACUAUGGACAUCAUGAGCAUCGUCGGCGCGUUACUCUUCGGCGUUGGAUGCGGUGCUCUCACCGCCGCUACCAUGUACUUAAUCUGGUCCCUGUUCGCCCCCAGACGCUUUGAUUUUGGCGCGGAUUCUGAUGAGGAGAGCGAUGACGAAGAAAAUGGCGUUAGAUCUAAUUCGAACGGAUACGUCGCCAUCCCUGCCGUUGCUAAACCUGUGCCUCCUACUGCCGACGAAGUUGCUGCAAUGAAAUGA